Actinia tenebrosa (Australian red waratah sea anemone) is the source of this 2556-nucleotide messenger RNA. Its product is annotated as arylsulfatase B. Lineage: Eukaryota; Metazoa; Cnidaria; Anthozoa; Actiniaria; Actiniidae. Gene Ontology annotation, molecular function: sulfuric ester hydrolase activity. The record is from RefSeq and is a predicted model, not a curated record.
GGCCAGGAUCCUGCUAAUAGAUAGACCUCAAAAGCGCUUAUCUACGCUGCUAAUGGGAUAUUUGAUCAGUGGAACAGCUUAACUUGUUUGGACUUGAAAUAUUUUUUUAACCGAUCAAAAAGAGAUGAACAUAAGAGUCAGAUUAUKUUACUUCCUUUUGGCUAGCCUGCUUAUGGCAAUGAUCGCUGCCAAGAAACAGAAGGUUCAACCUAAUAUCGUCAUGAUCGUCGCUGACGACUUGGGCUGGGAUGACGUAAGCUUCCACGGUUCGUCUCAGAUCCCCACUCCACACAUCGAUAAACUGGCCGUUGAGGGCGUCAUUCUCAACAGUUACUAUGUGUCGCCUAUCUGUACACCAACCAGGGCAUCUUUUAUGACUGGGAAACAUCCAGUCACCUUAGGAGUCCAGCAUGCAACAAUAUUCGGGACGCAGCCGUACGGACUCCCCCUGAGGGAAACUACUACGCCACAAUACAUGAAGUCCCUCGGUUACAAGACACAUGGUAUUGGAAAGUGGCAUCUGGGUUUCUUCGAGAAAGAGUACACGCCUACAUAUCGUGGUUUUGAUUCGUACUAUGGAUUUUGGAACGGAAAGGAAGAUUACUGGGACCAUUCAUCGCAAGAAGAUGUUUGGGGAUUUGACCUGCGCGACAACGAAAGGAUUGUCAAGAAUGAGUCGGGUCAUUACGGGACAGAACUCUUCACAGAACGCGCGGUACAAGUCAUUCACACCCACAACAAGUCCAAGCCUCUCUACUUGUACCUCGCGCAGCAAGCUGUACAUUCUGCUAACGAGAGAGAACCGCUACAAGCACCGGCCAGACUGGUCAAGAGAUUCAACAAAAUCGAAGAAUAUGAUCGAAGAAUUUACGCAGGCAUGGUGACAGCCCUCGAUGAAUCUGUUGGUAAAGUCUACGAAGCCUUGAAGAAAACAAGAAUGUUGGACAACACUGUGUUGGUGUUUACCACAGACAAUGGUGGGGCACCGAGAGGAUUUAAUUGGAACCAAGGAUGCAACUAUCCUCUGAAAGGAGGCAAAGACUCCUUCUGGGAGGGAGGGGUGAGAGCGGUUGGUUUUGUCCACAGCAACCUCAUCAAGAAAAAAGCGCGCGUAAGCACCAAACUGAUCGACGCCACUGAUUGGCUACCGACAUUUUACCACUUAGGAGGUGGUGACGUCAGUCGAAUCAAACACAAAAUAGAUGGAAUGAACGUGUGGGAUACAAUCUCUGAAGAUAUUACAUCCCCAAGGACUGAAAUACUUCAUAAUAUUGACCCAGUACGUAAAUUCGCUGCUAUACGGGUCAAUAACUACAAGUUAAUUGUUAACCAAGAUGCAGUGUAUAAACAGACUUGGCAUCCAAGAUACCAAGAAGUGGUUACCAUGCAGGAUGAUGCGCAUGCGUACAAACCGAAAACUCUUCCUGGCGCAGUGGUGAACUGCGGAGCUCGGAGUAAACUCAAAGACAUGGAGUGCAACACAUCCAAGUUUCCUUGCCUGUUUGAUAUUUCAAAAGACCCUUGUGAGCGUAACACUAUCGCCAAGGACAACUUACCCAUUGUGCGCAAAAUCUUAGAGCGGCUAAUCCAGAUCCAAAAACAGGCCAGACCGGUUUGGUUUCCGGAACGAGAUCCUUCUGCUAACCCAGCCAAUUAUGACGGGUUUUGGGGCCCAUGGCGGAAAAAUCCAUCCAAUGGAAAAAUCAUUAGUGAUGCCAUGAGUAAAAUACCGACCUUUAUGACUAAAAAGAAUUCCCAUGGUAACGAAGUGACUGUCAAUCACACUGACACCAUCUUUCGCAACGAUGCAGAAUUCCAUACCAUGUUGCAUAAAAUAUUGAAAAAAGUGAAAAUUGAAGGGAAAGAUCAAAAGGGAGAAAAAAAGACAGAAAUCUAUGGAAAUGAAGAAAGUAGGAUUAAGAAGUCGAUGAUUACAUUGUAUAACGAGAUGGAAGCAAAAACCCACGACAAAGAAGGAACGAGUCGCUUGUCUCGUAAAAAACGAAGCAAAGUAAAGCAAAGUACGAAAUCUCGUAAGCUAGAUAUCAAAAGACCACGGCGUUCAAGUAAAACUGAGACUAUGGAAAACUAUCUGUCGAAUAGUCAAGAUUCAGUUUCAAAUAUCGUAAAACAAAGCAUACAAGAAAAACACAACCCAGCUCAAGUCAAAACCCUCGAAAACACUGACAAUAUUCCAUACUCGACUUUUAAUAACAUCAUACACGAUAUAGAGGAAAAUUCAGAACAGUUUUUUACCAAUUACAAGGCAACAAACAAAGCCAGAUUCAGUAAUUACAGACGCUCAGAAAUUCCAAGACCAAAACAAAGCCGCGAACAAACCAUCUUGGCGGCUUUGUCAAAAAUAUUCCAGAGAUGAAUACGUACUUUAAAACAUUCCCUACAAAAUUUUCGCUUUUAAAGAAAAAAGAAUUGUAGUUUAAGACAGAAAUUUAAAACGAAUUGUAUGGAAAUAUAGGCUAUUUGAGUUCAUGUAGCUAAAAUGACACUGAGUAUAAUUGUUAUAUCAACGUCGUGAGAUAUAUUUUACAAUAAAAA